Molecule: messenger RNA, 1161 nt
Organism: Vicia villosa (hairy vetch)
Lineage: Eukaryota; Viridiplantae; Streptophyta; Magnoliopsida; Fabales; Fabaceae
Product: protodermal factor 1-like
Exons: 3
Coding region: 77-961 (294 amino acids)
Source: RefSeq, a predicted model, not a curated record
AUAUUCCCCACCACUUCCUCACUUCUCACCACUCACUUCACUUCUCUUCUCUCAUUCUUCUAAGCAUCAAGAAAACAUGGUGAGGAAAAUAACCAAUGUCUCCUUUCCCAUUUUCACAGUGCUUAUUGCACUUCUUUCUCAGCACCUUGUCAUUCCUGUAAUCUCCUCCUCCACUGUUGGAGAUCAGAAGAACUACUACAUUCCAGAUCCACAUUUGAGAAACCCUCCAUCAAGUUUCUCUGAUUCUCUUUGCCCACACAGGAGUAGUUCUCCUCCAUCUCAUAGCUCACCACCUUCACAUGGAAGCUCAUCACCACCUUCACAUGGAGGUUAUUAUACUCCAACUCCAACUCCAUCAACACCUUCAGGUGGCUGUGGAACAUCAUCACCACCACAUGAUCCUUCAACUCCAACAACACCUUCAACACCCUCAUAUAACCCUACACCUUCAACACCAUCAAACCCUCCUUCAAGUGGUGGAUACUAUACCUCACCACCUUCCACUCCUAUUGAUCCACCAAUCACUUUGACACCACCAUCUCCAUCCACUCCAAUUGACCCUGGCACCCCUACUCUCCCAUCACCUCCUUUCCUACCUUCUCCAUCUCCCUUAAGUGGCACAUGCAACUACUGGAGGAACCAUCCAGCAAUAAUAUGGGGAAUUCUAGGUUGGUGGGGAACAUUGGGAAAUGCAUUUGGUGUAACAAGUGUUCCUGGCUUUACUCCUGGCCUAACCUUACCACAAGCACUUUCCAACACAAGAACUGAUGGGUUAGGAGCACUCUACAGAGAAGGAACAGCUUCAUUUCUCAACUCAUUGGUCAACCACAAGUUCCCUUACACAACUGAUCAAGUUAGGGACAGGUUUUCUGCCUCACUUCACUCCAACAAAGCUGCUGCAACUCAAGCUCAUCUUUUCAAGAUGGCAAAUGAAGGAAAAAUGAAGCCUAGAUCACCAUGAAGUUGAUUGCAAUAUCAUGCAUAACCCUAAUUAAUUAGUUUGCUUGUUUGAUUUUGUGUGUUGAUUUUAUCAUUAAGGUUUUUGUUAGUUUGUGUUAUUUCAUUUAAGACACUUAUAUGUGUUGAUUUAUUAUGUUGAGAUGGAUUUCAUGUUUCUUGACAACUUCAUUUAAUGCAAGGUUUAUGGUUCAACUAGAUUAA